Carcharodon carcharias (great white shark) is the source of this 8856-nucleotide messenger RNA. RefSeq names its product A kinase (PRKA) anchor protein 6 (gene akap6). The transcript has 15 exons. Lineage: Eukaryota; Metazoa; Chordata; Chondrichthyes; Lamniformes; Lamnidae. Gene Ontology annotation, cellular component: perinuclear region of cytoplasm; sarcoplasmic reticulum; membrane. The coding region runs from base 1 to 8031 and encodes 2676 amino acids. Gene Ontology annotation, molecular function: protein kinase A binding; transmembrane transporter binding. The record is from RefSeq and is a predicted model, not a curated record.
AUGAGCAUCGUACUGACCCCAGUGAAUAGCCAAGAGUUGGAUGCCAUGGCAACAGAUGCAUCUCCUAUGAUCACAAACAUGACUCCUCUGGAAGAGCCAGAGGAUGAGGGAAGCAUGAAGGAACAUGAUGCUAUCCAGCGCUAUGAGAAACCCCCACCACUUCACACUGGAGCAGACUGGAAAGUCGUACUUCACCUGCCAGAAAUAGAAACGUGGCUUCGUAUGACAUCAGAGCGAGUGCGAGACCUUACCUAUUCUGUGCAGCAAGAUACUGAGAAUAGGCAUGUAGAUGUUCACCUGGUCCAAUUAAAGGAUAUUUGUGAGGAUAUUUCAGAUCAUGUGGAGCUGAUCCAUGCCCUGUUAGAGACAGAAAUUUCACUGAAGCUUCUCUCCUACUCAGUCAAUAUCCUAGUGGACAUCCAUACAGUUCAACUUUUGUGGCACCAGCUACGUGUAUCAGUUCUUGUGCUUCGUGAGAGAAUCCUACAGGGUCUUCAGGAUUCAAACGGAAACUACACAAGGCAGACUGAUAUUCUUCAGGCUUUUGGUGAAGACAGAAAAGAGGCUUGCUUGGAUUCACUGACUGAAAUUGAUGAUGCAGGUCAGCUGACCAUUAAAUGUUCUCAAGACUAUUUUUCUUUGGAUUGCGGUAUCACUGCCUUUGAACUGUCUGACUACAGCCCAAGUGAAGACGUGCCCUGUGGUUCUGAGGCUACCAUGACCUCCAGUUCAGCCACCAGGGCUAAACCAAAAUCUUUUGGGCAUUGGAACUCUGCUGAUCUGGAAAAAGGCUUUCCAGAGUUGGUUCGCAGUGUGGGGUUACUUUCUGUGGCAAAUGACCAUUCCACUUCCAGGCACGAAGAAAUUAAGACAAUUGGUGAAAGUCAGUUAUCCCUCACAGAUCAUGAAACUUUGGUUUGGGAUAAGAAAGGCACAGCAAACUCCAAGUUGUUACCUAAAUCAGCAAGCCAUCCAGCCCCAUCUCAACCUCCUCCUGCAGAAUGUACGCGAACCCAAAAUGGAAUUGGUAAGAGCUCCAAACAGAAAGUAUUUACUGACACUAAUAUUGAUGAUUUGGAGCCCCAGAGACAUGCCCAUAUGCAUUCUUGUAGUGCAAAGAGUAACCACUGUGAAAACUCAAUACCAAAAAGACCAAUAAAAGAUUGCUUCAAUUAUAACGAGGAGUCUCCAACACAACCCUCCUUACCCAAAAGAGCUUUGUAUCUAUAUGAAAUUUCUAAAGAUGAUUUGGAGGUUAGCUGUAACAGAGUUUCAACUUCUAUUCUCUCGCACAAAGCGGAAAUGAGCAGAAGUACACCUUCUCUUUUUGAUCAUCCGGACAGGUCCAGACUUUGGCUGGACUUGGCUUCAUCUUACCCAAGCUCUGCAAAUGCUUCUGUCAGUCACUCAUAUGAUGAGUUAAACAAAACAAAUGGUACACACAGUGGAUACCUGAGCUCUCCUUCUCAGUGUAAUUUACAAACAACAACUUUAGGCCUAAAUAAAACCUAUGACCAACAUCAAAGAAAGUCUUCAGCUAUUAGGAAGUCAUCUGAUCUUCAUGAUCUUAGGCAAUUUAACAAAGAGCCUACAAGAAGCCCCACACAACACUAUAGAGAACCUUUAGCACAAAGUACCAGUUCUCCUGUGCAAAAAACACAGGAUGACAUUUCCUUAUUAUCAAGAGAGACAUCCCCAUAUCAGAAGCAACCAGCUACCAUGCUUAAAAUGAAGAGUUUCCAUCAAAGUUGUCCCCCACUUACAAAAUCACCAACUGGUGAGAAUAAUAAUAGUUCUGACUCGUUUAAUUCACACAUGUUGGCUGUAAAGUGCGAAGACAAUAAUGAACCAACAAAUACGUCCUCAAGGUGUCAAAAUCAGGAGUUUGAUAAUGAGUAUAAAAAGCAGUCACCUGUCAAACAAAGCUCGUAUGAAUCGGUAUCUGCACAGUUGCCUUCACAGACUCCACAAAGUGUGACCCAGGCACAUUCUCCUGGUUUUAUCCCAACAGUAUCAUGGCUACAACCUCAACCAAGGACACAGGAUAAUUUAAGGCAAAAUCAAACCACUGAAAGUGGUAAAGGUGACCUUUGGUUUGGAUCGAAUGAAUAUCUGGCUCUUCCAUCUCACCUGAAGGAAACUGAAGUGUUGGCUUUAAAGCUAGAGAAUUUGACAAAGCUGUUGUCACAUCCACCUACAGGUGAAGCACUUCAGAACAUUGAAGAUUGGGAGCUAUCAGAAGCAAAUUCUGUGACUGAGGCAGACCCAUUAGUUCACAAUGAACGGAAAAACGAAAAAUACCUCCCUACAACUGGAACAAUAUCUCCAGCUUCCUCAAGUGAUAUAGCUUCAUCUUUGGAUGACAGCAUUGAGUCAGGUCCACUUAGCAACAUCCAAUCAGAUGAUGAGUCAUCAAUAGCAGAAUCAGUUGCUAAGCACAACACUAUACCCCAAUUUCCACACCAUUGGUUAACACAGAUACCAAAGAAUGCCUUGGAUAGUGGUCCUCCUAAAUCAACUCUCAUUCAACAACUACAGCAAGAUAUUCAGCAGAAACAGAAUAACAGCGACGUGUGGGAAAAAAUUGAGGGCUUUGUAAAUAAGCUUGAUGAAUUGAUUCGUUGGUUGUUUGAAGCCAUGGAAACAACUGAAAACUGGACACCCCCCAAAGCUGAUACAUGCAGCCUGAAACUUUACCUGGAAACCCAUUUGAGUUUUAAACUCAAUGUAGACAGUCACUGUGCACUUAAAGAUGCUGUGGUGGAAGAAGGACAGCAGCUUCUGGAUCUCAUUGAAUGGCACAAGUCAGGAUUGAAAGACAUGCUGCAGAUUAUUGCAAGCCAAUGGCAGGAACUACAGAGACAAAUCAAACGACAGCACAACUGGAUUCUUCGAGCCCUGGACAUAAUCAAAGCUGAGAUUUUGGCAACUGAUCUGACUGCAGAUGAUCUGGAAGGUUCUAGAAGCCCCAAAGGAGAAAUACAGCUUAUCAACUUAGAGACCAGGAGAGAUGCUGUAGAACAGAUGUCACUGAAGCUUUAUAGUGAGCAGUACACGAACAGCAACAAUAGAAAACAAGAAUUUGCUGCAAUGUCAAAAGUUAAUCGGGUAGAUACUUACAGCCUUCUGGACUUUGAAUUGGAAUACCAGGAGCUCUGGGAUUGGCUGAUUGACAUGGAAUCCAUAGUGAUGGACAGCCAUGACCUGAUGAUGUCAGAAGAGCAGCAGCAGCAUCUUUACAAGGGAUACAGCAUGGAGAUGUCAAUGUGGCUUCCUAAGAAACUACACUUACUAAAGACGAUUGCAUCUCUGAGACAAGCUGGUAGCUCAUUACCCUGUGACAUCCUUGAAAAGAUAGAGGGAAUUAAAGACAAAUGGCACCUGUUAGAGAGAACGCUUGGAGAGAAGACCCGGGACACAGGAGCGGGGCAGAGUGGGGCAGGAACAUGUGAUCUUCUGUCACCUGAAAGCAGCAGCCUAGUGAGGCAGCUGGAGGUCAGGAUCAAAGAGCUGAAAGGCUGGAUGAGAGAUACAGAGCUUUUCAUCUUUAAUUCCUGUUUGCUUCAAGAAAAAGAAGGAACAAUGGAGGUCCAGAAAAAACUGCAGUAUUUUAAGUCACUGUGCACUGAAAUUAAACAACGUCGGCGUGGCAUAAUAUCUGUACUGCGUUUAUGCCAACGUCUCAUCGAUGACACAGAUGCCAGCUGUUCAGAAGCUGAUCGUCAGUCAAUGCAACUUAUUAUUGUGAAUCUGGAGAGAAGAUGGGAAGCCAUAAUCAUGCAAGCUGUCCAGUGGCAGAACAGACUGCAAAAACAACUAGGAAAAGGAAAGAUCUCUUUAAGCUGUAUUGAAUCGAGUCUAAUGGAUUUGAAUGUCUUGCAUGAAGAUUCACUGGAAUGGGAUGAAAUGGACAUGAGUAAUAACCUGAUUGGUAUCCAAGAUGAAACACCUGAUCUUGCAUGUGAGCAGAAUGACAUAUCAAAAUUCUCACCUGGGCCCAUCAAUAAUCUUGCUGAUGAGCUUAUGCUGGAUCAAUAUACCAGUGGUCCUGGAGAAUCACUGUAUAGUCCUGGUGAGGCAUCUUCUUCUUCAUGUCCACAUAUCAAUCAGGUCUACAGCAGACAUAAUGUACAACUCAAUGGGAAAAAUCAUAUGUCAUUCUGCAAGAAUGCCUCAAUUUUUUCCAGUUCAAAGCAUCCAACCAAUUUAGUAAAGAGUGCAAGUAAAGAUUCAUCUUUCUCAUCUGAUGACUCUUUGCCAGACCUACUUAGUGAUUUGAUUCCAGUAAAAGAGGACAAACCAACAUCACCAAGACUUGAGAGUGAGAGUGGAAUAGUCAGCAAGGAUGGUAUAGAAACUACAACAAAUUCUCAAACCUCUCUUUCAAAUCAGAUUGAUCAAGCUCAAACUAAACUAUCUGUCAAACCAUUGCACCCCCUGAUAGAAUUAAAACAUAAAGAUUGUCCAAUUCAGUCAUGCAUUUGUCAAAGACAGGGUUCACUUGAAAAAAAGGAAAUGAAGAAUGCAGCAAGAAUACAAAGGAUAAAAAAUGAAGUAGAAUUGUCAAAAAAUCUUCAAUCACUGCCUCUGAAUAAUGAAGGAAAUUUACAGCCCCUUGAUAUGAAUAAAAUUGCUUCAAAGGGUUUUGCAAAUGAUCUAGAGGCACAAUAUGAUGUGUUCACGUUUUAUGACUAUUCUUACCUGCAAGGCCCUGAGCUUGAGUUAAGUAUGACUAUAACUCACUCACCUGAAGAAAAGGCAACUACUGAUGGGCAUAUGUCCUCUAAACCACAUUCUCCUGAAUUUAUUUGUAAAAAUGGGCUAUCAGUUCCAGAUUCGAAAUCAGACAAUGCCACAUCAGACAAAUGUCUGCCAAUAACAUCAAGUGAAGGUAACCUUGAGACUUGUUAUAGCGAAACAGAUGAUGACAGAAUAUCUCAAGAUAAUAUAAAUGACACAGGUUUCACAUUUUUGUCUCAGAGGUCAUCAGUAGAAUCACUUUCAAUUGCUGGUGACAUAUUUCAGCUUGGAACUAACAAUCACAAAAAUGGUGAUCUACAACACCGUACCUCCUUAGAGAGCUGGGCCAUUCCAUACAAAAUCACAGAGGAACUACUCAGUAUCCAGGGGUCAGGGGACAUCAUGGGUAAUGAUGCAGUAGGGGAGCUAAGUAAGAGGACAUUAGACCUAUUGAAACGUUUAGAAAACAUCCAGAAUCCAGUAAGUCCAAAAAUGAAACGUAGUGUCUCUGAUAUCACACUGCAGAGUAACUCUCUCAAAAUGUCAUUCACUGGUCAACUGUCAUUUGAUGCUGCAUCAUCAGCAAAUGAAGAUUCUGUUGCAUCUCUCACAGAACUUAGCAGCAGUGAUGAGCUCUCCUUGUGCUCAGAAGACAUAAUUGUCCAUAAAAAUAACAUUUCGGAUUCCAAUGCAUCAUUCAAAAAACACGUUAAUCACUCAGUGACUGAUGAAGCUGAUGUCAAUAUAAGCAUGAUUGUUAAUGUGUCUUGUACAUCUGCUUGUACUGAUGAAGAAGACGAUAGUGAUUUGCUUUCCAGUUCAACCCUUACGCUAACUGAAGAGGAACUGUGCAUUAAGGAUGAUGAUGAUUCUAGCAUUGCCACAGAUGAUGAAAUUAAUGAAGAAAAUAAAUACAUUUUAGAUGGGGACUAUAUGAAGAAUGAACUCCACCAUUGGAUUAAACCAUUUUUUUCUGUCACAAAGGAAAAGAAAAAAAUGAAUCCAGGAGAAAAGUAUCGGUGCAGGACUGAUUCAAGUAGUGUCAAGUUGCCAACCUUCAAAAAUAUUUCAACGCUUUACCCAUUUUUAAACAGUUCCACAUUGAUGCAGCCCGAGUCCAAAGACUGUAAGAGCACUUUGCUCUGUCCAAAAGAAAGGCACUUCAAACAGAAUGGAAUGGAGACUCUCAGACAUUUCUGCACUGACCACCUAAAAGAUGAUGUAGAGAAUGGCAAUGUGGAAAAAUCUCUGUUAAAAGGCAAAAAAGAACUAACUGAAGAGACAGACAUCAAGAAACUUCAGUCUUUUGAAAAAGGGCACAACACUGGCAAAACAGAAUGUUUGAAAUCUGAAUUAUUUAGUAGUACAUUUGAGCAAGAAACAUAUGUUCCUUCUGCACAGUACAUUCCAUCUUCCCUGACCCCCACACAAUCUCCAAAGAAGGAUAAAAGGCUGAUAUGCUCGGAAGACAUUGGCAUUGCAAACAAACAUUUAUCAUCAUUUCCUUUUAGCAUUGAUGAAGAGCCUAUUUUCUCAAAGAAACUUGAAAAGUACAAUGAUGUUACAGUAUCAGGUGACAAAACAACUCCUACGAGUGAAUUUAAUAAACCUCAAUGGCAUGAAGAUUCCAAUACAGAUUUGGCAUUUAACUGCCUUGGUAAUGAAUAUAAUAUCACGAGUAAAGAAUCAGCUGUAAAAUGUUCAUCUCAUCUUGAUUCAGAAAACAAGCACUUGGAAGAAGCUAAUAAGGAUUAUGUAAAUGAUAUUUCAAAUUGUUCCUGCCAUCCUAAUGUUCCUCAUGAUGUUGAUGGUGAAGAAGAUAGUUCCGUUCAUAAUUUUGUGAUGGAAAUAAUUGAUAUGGCAUCGACAGCCCUGAAGAACAUCUCCCAGCAUGACUCUGAAAUGACGAAUCCAACUUCAGUGGCUCAGAUCAAAGAGAAAGUAUUGGAACAUUCUCACCGUCCUUUGCAGCUGCGAAAAGGAGACUUUUACUCCUACCUGUCCAUAUCAUCACAUGACAGUGACUGUGGUGAAGUAAACACUUGCAUUGAUGAGAAAAGCAGCACACCUCAGCCUUUGGAUUUUAAUGAUCAGGCUAGGUUAGAAAACAAUGACGAAGAUGAUAAUUUUCAUAGUGAAGAUUUUGAAGAACAAUAUACUGAUCAACCCUCCUUAUUUGAUUCUACACUUCAAAAGGACACAGUUUCAGAUAAUAACCUAUAUUCUUCGAUCAAACCUGUGUCUUUUUUUGACAGCAAUGCAUCACCAUUGCCAAAUGGUAAACUGGGCAUUGCAAUGUCAAAAGCUAUUCACGUGACACCAAGUAACCAAAAUAUUUGUGGUGGAAAUCUAACUGAAACAAACAAAAUUACUGACAACCCUGAUACAUUUUCAGGCAUCACUAAUCAAAUAUACAACACAUCUGAAGACAAUACCUUUCAAGCAGCAGAGUGCCAUACUGAGAAUCCUUACCUUAAUUCUUUGUUGCCUAAAACACAAACAUACACUACUAAGUAUUUGUCAGAUAAUGAGUCCUUUUUUGCUAUGUCUAAAAUUGAAACGCUUCAACCAAAUGACCCUCCAUUAAAGAGCGAGAGUGAUGAAAAUCAUAAGUCAGUAAGUCAGUCCCAUGAAAUACAAAUAAAUCUGGUGCAGGACACACAACCAAAUAACAGUCAUUUUGAAAAACCAGGAGAAGCCAUGUUUCUUAGCACCAAAAUUCAGUUUUCACAUGGACAUCCUGUUUAUGAAAAUCAUCAAACUGCAGAUUUCAAAGACAAACAGAAGCUUCCCAUGAAAGAAAACCAUUAUGAUGGGGACUUGUCUCAGAAAGAGAUCCCUAGCUCACAAAAACAUACAGCAGGGAAUCUCAGGAAAGCUCCAAAGAGUGGAACCACUGAUGCCAAAACUACAGUUUCUGUAUGCCACCACAGUGAACUUCCAAGUGACUCCCAUGCUGCAAGAACUGUACCCAAGAGGUCAGUAACAGCAAAGCAAGAUCAAAGGCAAAGAAAUCUGGCUGUAACCUUGCUCCAUUUUUGCCCACCUAAUCCCAAGGUAGCCUCUAAUCUAAUUGAACCAUCCUCUUCCUCACUGAUAUUGAAGACAAAUUCCUUCCAAAUGCGAGUUUUUCAUGCAGGUGUGGUAAUCUGGUUGCUUCUGCUGGUCCUGUGUAUGGCAGUUGCUGUUACUCCCUUAUUGGUAAUACCAACAGAUUGCAGCAAAGUCCGGCAUUUUUCUUCUUCAUGGACUCCUGUCCUAAGCUACCUCCAAGGACCUCCUCCAUUCUGAUCUACGGUUUAUAAAUGUCCUUCUUCUUAUGGUAUAGGCACUUUUUGAUAUUUAAGACAAUACUACAGAAUUUGCAAAGGUAUGAAGGUGUAAUUUUGUGUCAAUUCUUGUAAUGGCAUUUCACAUAUUGGCUUACUGGAGUAAUGUUUGGAUUUUAUGGGAGAAUGUAUUCAUCUCAACAAACACUUAUUUGUCAGAAAACACACACAUAUACAAAAAGUGAGUCUUAUUAUGUUAAAUGUGCUAAAUCCAACAAGAGGAGCCAUGAAUAUCAUUAUACUAUUUAACUUUAACAUGUGACAAGUAGCAUAAUAUUUCUAACAAAAGUUAAUUUGAAAUUUAUGUUUUGUCUUAAUUAUCAUUUUUGGUACAUUUAGCAUAAGUAAUGUUAAACCAAUACCAACAUAGAAUACAUAGAUCCAAUCUAUGCAACCCUGAAACUUAUAAAACAACCUUAUUGUGCUGUAUAUUGCAAUUAUAGGUACUUUAGUUCGGUACAUGGUCAAGCUUUGUUAUCUCUGCUUCCUAAGAUGGGAAGAGAAGAAAUAUUUUAACAAUGUGUGCCUUGCGUAUUUCUUACAUCUUUUGUUAAAAAGCUGCUUUCCCCAGUUAAAAAAAUUGGCUCAAAGAGAUGUUGUAGCAAGGUUAUGCUGUGUGUAUAAUUUCUGUACAUAUGUACAAGAAUAUGCUAACAUUCAUGUAUGAUGAUAUACAAUGCUUCCUUGUAUUGUGUUAAUGUGUCCAGUGAUGUGGAAAAUAUUAAGCCUUAAGCUGUUAGAUUGCAUGAGUAAAUUAAAGUUGGAAAAUAAAAAUUACUUUAUCAGA